AUGGCGGCGAUGAUCACCGGCGCGCGGGCGCUCACGGUGGCCGCCCUCCUUUGCGCGGCCGCGGCUGCGGCCGUGGCGCAGCAGGCGUCCAUCGUCCGCGCCACGUACCACCUGUACAACCCACAGCAGAACAACUGGAACCUCAACGCCGUCAGCGCCUACUGCGCCACGUGGGACGCCGACAAGCCGCUGUCGUGGCGGCAGCAGUACGGCUGGACCGCCUUCUGCGGCCCCUCGGGACCCAGGGGCCAGGCCGCCUGUGGCCGGUGUAUCCGGGUGACGAACCGCGGGACGGGUGCUGUGACGACGGCGAGGAUCGUGGACCAGUGCAGCAACGGCGGCCUUGACCUCGACUUCGAGACGGUGUUCAAGAAGAUCGAUACCGACGGCCGCGGCUACCAGAUGGGCCACCUCGACGUCGACUACCAGUUCGUCGCCUGCUGA
Molecule: messenger RNA, 444 nt
Organism: Miscanthus lutarioriparius
Lineage: Eukaryota; Viridiplantae; Streptophyta; Magnoliopsida; Poales; Poaceae
Source: the annotation of a GenBank genome assembly